This is a messenger RNA of Limanda limanda (common dab), 1422 nucleotides long. Its product is annotated as estrogen-related receptor gamma-like. Gene Ontology annotation, cellular component: nucleus. Gene Ontology annotation, biological process: regulation of DNA-templated transcription. NCBI's taxonomy places the organism in Eukaryota, Metazoa, Chordata, Actinopteri, Pleuronectiformes, Pleuronectidae. The coding region runs from base 1 to 1422 and encodes 473 amino acids. Gene Ontology annotation, molecular function: zinc ion binding; nuclear steroid receptor activity; steroid binding. The record is from RefSeq and is a predicted model, not a curated record. The transcript has 8 exons.
AUGGUGCCUGACUUAAUAAAACUAAUCACAGCCCACAGCCCUGAACUACCGGCCAUUAAUAUUACUGUAAUGACUGGACCAAGUCACCUGGGCAGGAUGUCAGUGAGGGGCUUGGACCCCACCUGUCCCACCUCGAUAAAGUGUGAGCCCUCCAGCCCGAGCCCCAGCUCCCAGGGAGACGUCAGCCCGGCCCAGCCCAGCCCUGGAAGCUCCUCGUCGGACACAAACUCAAGCUACGGGCCCCUGACGAACAAGGUCCUGGUUCACAGCAAUGCGCUGGACUCCCCCAGCCUCUACGGUCACACGCCGCCGUUGGCCAACAAUGGAGGAACAAACAGGAGGUUCAUUGAAGAAGAGGGCCAAGUGAAGUGUGAGUUCAUGCUGGGCUCGGUGGCCAAGCGGCUGUGUCUGGUGUGCGGUGAUGUGGCCUCAGGUUACCACUACGGCGUGGCGUCCUGUGAGGCCUGCAAGGCGUUCUUCAAGAGGACCAUCCAGGGUAACAUCGAUUACAGCUGCCCAGCGUCCAAUGAAUGUGAAAUCACCAAGAGGAGAAGGAAAUCCUGCCAGGCCUGCCGGUUUGUGAAAUGUCUGGGCGUGGGCAUGUUGAGAGAAGGUGUGCGUCUGGACCGGGUGCGAGGCGGCAGACAGAAGUACAAGCGGAGAAUAGAUGCAGAGAACAGCCCUUAUCUGCACCCACAGAGCGCCCUGCCCCAGAAAAAAACAUUCUCUAUCGGUGGCGUGGUGGAGAACAAAGUGGUGUCUCUGCUGCUGGUGGCCGAGCCCGAGGGCAUCUUCGCCAUGCCGGACCCCACGGUGCCCGAGAGCGACAUCAAGGCGCUGACCACCCUGUGCGACCUGGCUGACAGGGAGCUGGUGGUCAACAUCGGCUGGGCCAAACACAUCCCAGGCUUUCCCUCCCUCUCACUCGCAGACCAGAUGAGUCUCCUGCAGAGCGGCUGGAUGGAGAUCUUGAUCCUGCGAGUGGUGUUCCGCUCGCUGGCCUUGGAGGACAAGCUGGUGUACGCCGAGGACUACAUCAUGGACGAGGAGCAGUCGAAGCUGGCGGGCCUGCUCGACCUUAACAACGCCAUCCUGCAGCUGGCCAAGAAGUACAAAACUAUGGGGCUGGAGAAGGAGGAAUUCGUGGUCCUCAAGGCCAUCGCACUCGCCAACUCAGACUCCAUGCAGAUCGAGGACUCCGAGGCAGUCCAAAGACUCCAGGACGUCCUCCAUGGGGCCCUCCAGGAUCACGAGGCCACCCACCACCCAGAGGACCCUCGGCGCGCCGGCAAACUGAUCAUGACCCUGCCCCUUCUCCGUCAGACGGCCGCCCGUGCAGUCCAGCACUUCUGCAGCAUCAAACAGGAUGGCCGCGUGCCUAUGCACAAACUGUUCCUCGAACUGCUGGAGGCCAAGGCCUGA